This is a messenger RNA of Bactrocera oleae (olive fruit fly), 1437 nucleotides long. Its product is annotated as protein G12. Lineage: Eukaryota; Metazoa; Arthropoda; Insecta; Diptera; Tephritidae. The record is from RefSeq and is a predicted model, not a curated record.
UUACCGCCUAUGCCGUGCAAAUGUUUACCACACUGUCAAGUUGCUAUCAGACUCUCUAGGCAAAAUGUUAACAACAUAGUGAAAUUUGAAAUAUUUUGCGGCAACAAGCAACAGUUUCUAGAAUCUAUGUAUGAACACGAGUUUUUCGUUUUAUCGCUAAGUUUGCUCUGCUGCCAGUUUUGCGACUAAAUAUUAUACGCAUAUAAAAGCUGGAGUCCGAUUAGCGAAUUCAUACAGUUAACGAAACGAUUUGCAAACGAAAACUACCAUCAAAUCAAACGAUCCAGCAGCGAAAGUCCAGGAUGCAACGCUUCAUCAUCACAUUGGCUCUAUUUUGCAGCCUGAGUUCCGUUUGGGCUCUACGACCAGCCCAAGCACCAGCUGCUCCACCACCACCGGCCACGCUCGCACAGGACAUCGAGGAGUUGUAUCGUCUUAUACCAUCGAAACCGAUUAAUAAAUUGGUCAUCCGUUAUUUGCUCAACGAUGCACAAUUCCAGGCCGCCAUUCGUAUCAUUAACUCUCACGAUGCCUACAUGGUGCGUAUGCGUCUCUAUGCUCAACCGGAAAUCAUACAAUUCCAGUCAUGGGUACGCGCACAAUUGUUGUUGUCUGGCGGCGGUUCGUUGGAGUUUGAGGAGUCAGAGGAAAUAUUGAGUCUUUUCAGACCCACACCUUAUUGGUCCGUCUACGGUUGGCAAGGCUUCUUCAAUGAAUUCCUCGCAUACUUCCCACAUGAGAUGUUACGCGCUCAAAUCGAUGCUAAGGUGCUGGCGGGUGGCAGUCUCGCACAGUUUUGGGCUAAAUUGAAGGCUUUGGCACCGGUCUACGAACGCGUCUUGGCCUUCCCUGAAUCGAAGCGCAUCGUUGCACAACUCGAACAGCAUGGCGUGAAUUUCGAUCAAGUCGACCAAUUCAUUCGCUCCUUUUUUGAUUGGUAUCCAGUUGUCGUGAAUGGCACAGGUCCAGCUGUCAAUGCUGCUGGUGCACCGGCCAUACCAGCGGCUCCCAAUGCUGUUGUGGUUUAAUAAUUGUCGAUGCAAUUCAGCAGCUGACGAUAAUCGAAUAAUCGCCAAAGCAAAACUAUAUAUCGACAGCGAUUUAUUUCAUUAAUGAAUGAUAUUAACGGUUUAUUUACGUUGAAAACACAACGAAUAUUCUUGUGCGAGUAUUUUAUUUGUUUUACUGCAAUUAAAAAAUAAGUGCUCAUAAAUAAUGUGUUUCUAUGACAGUUUGGAUGAGAUUGAGAUGAGUGGGUAAUCGCUGACAAAUUAAAAAUAGUUAUUAAUUUACCUCGUAAUGACCUAGAGUAGCUUAUGUGAUUCGAAAUCUACGGUCGUUUGUCGAAAUACCACGAGUGCUUGCAUAUUUUUAACUUUCCGAGAAAUAAAUGCCUUUCCUUAUAUUGGAUAAUUUUACUAGAGGAAAAUACAAUAA